This is a messenger RNA of Verticillium dahliae VdLs.17, 1776 nucleotides long. RefSeq lists its product as uncharacterized. Gene Ontology annotation, biological process: protein polyubiquitination. The coding region runs from base 1 to 1776 and encodes 591 amino acids. The transcript has 3 exons. Gene Ontology annotation, molecular function: metal ion binding; ubiquitin protein ligase activity. NCBI's taxonomy places the organism in Eukaryota, Fungi, Ascomycota, Sordariomycetes, Glomerellales, Plectosphaerellaceae. The record is from RefSeq and is a predicted model, not a curated record.
AUGCCCUCUACCGAGCAUCGCCACGUGCGCUCCGGCAGUCUCAACAUCACGCCGCAAAACGGCCACCCGCCCAACAUGCCCUCCGCCGCCCCGCGCUUUGAGGGUCCUCGCAGUCCUCCCAACACUUCUCACGUUCCAUGCAAGUUCUUCCGCCAGGGCGCUUGCCAGGCUGGCAGUGCGUGCCCUUUCAGCCAUGACUUGGGUGCUUCGGCUGAGACCAUUUGCAAAUAUUUCGCCAAGGGCAAUUGCAAGUUCGGGCCCAAGUGCGCCAACAUUCACAUCCUACCCGACGGGCGCCGCAUCAACUACGGGAAGAACGGAGUCACGAUUGGCACAGCUCCGAUAGCCCUCGGUGGCGCCCGAGGCAACCCUCCGACCUCAACCCCAUACCACCCCUCCACCACCAGCGCCUUGACUUCGGGUCUCUAUCGCGACGGCGUGCCCGCCUACACGUCUGCGUACCCGUACGGCGAGGAUAGACAGCAACACCUCGGCCGUCAGCCCAGCCUCGACAACGGCCUACCAACCAUCGAUACCACCUACUCCUCUUCACACCCCGGCUCACAAUAUGGCUCACCGCGCGACGAAGAUGCCUCCAGGCUGGGCCUUGGUCUUUCGCCGGUCAACGUCAACGGUCUCUCUGUACUCGAUGCCCCCCUCCCUGCCUCUUUCGACUCACAGGGCAUCUCCAACGCUGCGCGCUACCCUGCCGCGCCGUGGCCUUCCUCUGUUCCCUCCAAAUUUGGCCUCGAGUCGCCGACUCCGUCUCUCAGCAAUGCCAAGGACGACCGAACUUCGGAGACCCUCAAGAGCUUGCAUACUUCUGCCUUUGGCAGCAAUGAAUACCUUUCAGUUUCCAAUGCAGGCCUCGGCAGCAGCCCGCCCAGCCACCCCGUUGGCGAGGAGUACUUUGGACGCCGGACUAUGCACUCGAGCCGCUUCGCGAAGCCCAAGAUGUUGAGUGCCAGCCUUCCCAAGGCGGCUGUCGAUCGCGAUUGGGAUGCCGAGUUUGCCUUCCUUGAGGAGGAUUAUGUGCCUCAUAACCUCCAGGAACUCCUAACACCUGCGGAGAAGGCCCGACGCGGAUCCAUUCGUGCAAUCGACAGCGAGCCCGGCAGCGAGAAUGCAACCAAAUUUGGCAGCCCCCUUGCUGGUGCAAGUCCGAGCCGUUGGGGUCCUUUGUUCCAGCGCCAGAAGGAGGAGGAGCUGGAGAGUCGUAGCUUCAGCAAGGCCUCGGCUUUCGGCCAUGUUGGCAGCCCACUGCGCAAUUCGGUCCUUUCCAACGAGAUGAGCAACGGUCUCAACGGAGCUGGGCGCCAUACUCCAGGUAGCCGCUCCGGCAGCGACACGACUUCUGCUCUCACCCAGCAGCUCUCGCGAACGCGCCUCGCCGACGAUGGAAACGGCAGCCCUCGCCUUCACCCCAUGAUGGCUGCUGGAAGAACCGUGAGCAACGGCGCGGGUGCGAUUGGCAAGGAGCGUGGUUCGGCCAUUGAACGUCACAUUUCCAGUGGUUCCAUCGGAUCAUCCGGACGUUUCACAACCCCGAUCGACGAGGAGGAUCCAGCUUUCGUCUUCAACAUGGAGGAGGACAGCGACGAGCAGCAGGCAGCUCGGCAGAGGAAGCGCAUCUCUGCAGGACUCGGCAUGGGAGGCGGCGGCAGCGGCUGGAGCUACGCCGGUGUCUUGUCCGCCAAGACUGUCGCUCCGGGUUCGAGCCUCGCAAAAGAGUCGCGUGAGCCAUCUGUCACAGUGGAGACAGUGGGCGGACGGUAA